This is a messenger RNA of Mytilinidion resinicola, 397 nucleotides long. RefSeq lists its product as uncharacterized. The transcript has a single exon. The coding region runs from base 140 to 397 and encodes 85 amino acids. The record is from RefSeq and is a predicted model, not a curated record. NCBI's taxonomy places the organism in Eukaryota, Fungi, Ascomycota, Dothideomycetes, Mytilinidiales, Mytilinidiaceae.
AGUCCUCUGAGUGGCUGGCACUACUUCGGCAAUCGAAAAAUCUUCCACGUUAGUGCCAAGAAGCCCCUCCAACACCUCUACACUCCACUUUGUAGCUACGCAGAAAUCCUCCAAAUACAAACAGAACAACCCCAAAUCAAUGCACGACGUUGCUACGCGGGCGCAGGCCCUAACGCUCAAGUCCUUGGGCAUUCCUAAUGGCGAAAUCGAACGAAUUACGGGCAUUAAACCCCGCACGCUUCGAGACCUAUGGCAGAAGGCCUUCUCACGCGGAUUCGACCCGAACGCGCCUAAGAUUCUUGAUAGCUACGUAGAGGAUGCACCUCGUUCUGGCCGCCCACUUCUUCAGACACCGAGGAAGACAGCAAGGCUUCAAAAGCUCGUCUCAAAGAAUUGA